GUGUCUUUUUAAGUGUCUACUUUUAUUUAUUCCUUUAUUGUUCACAUGUGUGCAUGCCUUCAAUACAGCCUGCCUCUGGAGGUCAGAACAAAACUUGAUAGUUCGGUUAUUUCUUGCACUUAGUGGGUCAGAGGGAACAAAUUGAGGACAUGAGGCUUGUCAUUAACCACAUGUAGUCAUUGAGCUAUCUAGCUGUCCAGAACUCCUGGUUUUACCUCUUUAGUCUUCACAUUCUGCUCUCCCUGACGUAGUACCAGGCGGUUCAUGGUUUGAGCAUGUACGUGACUGGAUGUCCUUGAGGAACAGAGACAACAUCCUGCUCCUGAGUUAUGAAGAGCUGAAAAAGGAUACCAGGAGUGCCAUCAAGAAGAUCUGUGAGUUUUUAGGAAAGACAUUGGAACCAAGGGAGCUGGACUUAGUGCUGAAGAACAGCUCUUUCCAGGUCAUGAAAGAAAACAUGCAGUCUCCUAACAGAUUUAAAAUUCAUAAGGAAGUACGAGAGCCACUAAUGAGAAAAGGCAUCAUUGGGGACUGGAAGAAUCACUUCACUGUAGCCCAGGCUGAAAAAUUUGAUAAAAUAUUUCAGGAGAAGAUGGCAGAUAUUCCUGAAGAGCUGUUUCCAUGGGAAUAGUAUUAGAAAAUCUGAAUCUUACAGGGAUAUUUCAUACGAUCUGUUGACCUUGAACAUGUAUAUGGCUUAGUGUCAUGGUAUAAAAUCUACUGUUUCACUUAAAAUUAUUUUAUCAUCAAAUCUUGGGCAAGUGACUUGGCUUAAUGGGAAAAUACACUUGACUCCAAGCAUGAGGACCUGAGUUUAAUUUUCAUACCAGCAUGAUUGGAGAUAACAAACAUGCAAAAAUUUUCCUCUGGUGUAUACACAUAUCACAUUAUGGUACCAAAUAAAAUAAAUACAUUAAUGGAAUUUAAAAAUCUUAUUAAUAUUUUCCAAACAUAGAAUAAAGAAGAAAUCAUACAACUAUGAUUCCAAAAUGUCUUGAAAACUUUAGACAGAAAUAAAAUAUAGAAAAAAAAAAGAUCAGAAGUAACUAUUGCUAGCAAGAGAUGACUGAGGUUUUCUUGUUACAUCUCCAAGAAUCUGUAUUUAGCC
Messenger RNA from Acomys russatus (golden spiny mouse), 1108 nucleotides. RefSeq names its product sulfotransferase 2A8-like. The transcript has 3 exons. Gene Ontology annotation, biological process: sulfation. Gene Ontology annotation, cellular component: cytoplasm. NCBI's taxonomy places the organism in Eukaryota, Metazoa, Chordata, Mammalia, Rodentia, Muridae. The record is from RefSeq and is a predicted model, not a curated record. Bases 290 to 631 code for a protein of 113 amino acids. Gene Ontology annotation, molecular function: sulfotransferase activity.